Molecule: messenger RNA, 1629 nt
Organism: Nerophis lumbriciformis (worm pipefish)
Lineage: Eukaryota; Metazoa; Chordata; Actinopteri; Syngnathiformes; Syngnathidae
Source: RefSeq, a predicted model, not a curated record
AUGACUUCUGUGGUGGUGUCAGAUGGAGGAGGGAAUAUAGUGGAGUAUGUCACCAUGGUGGAGGAGCCUCAACAAUGUGAGCAGCAGCCUACAGAAGAGGAGGAGGAAGAUGACGAAGUCAUUCAGCAGGAGGUAGAGACAGUGAUUGUGGGAGAAGGUGAGGAGGAAGUCCUUCAGCAGGAGGUAGAGGCGGUGAUUGUGGAUGGUGGUCAUGAGGUGGAAGAGACGGGACCUGUAAUAGUCCAGGAGGGAGGCUGUCCUGCGGUGAUUGUGGAAGAGGUGGCCACUGCCCAAGUGGAGGAGUGUUACUCUGCACAGGUUCUAGUCUAUGACAACGAGACUUACCUGAUGCAGGAUGUGGCUGAAGAGCAGGAGGUUGUCACAGAGACUGUCGAGAUCUCAGGCCAGGACAUGGUGUGUUUUGAUAAAACAUUUGAAGCAGCUGAAGCUCUUCUCCAUAUGGAGUCCCCUGGAGGGUUGCAAGACCGCAACACGGCGGAAGACGUGAUGAUGGAGACUGUAGUGGAGGUUUCUACAGAGUGUGGACCCAUUGAGGAGGAGGAAUCCUUCCCUAUCCCGCCUGAUUGUGAACCUGUUUCUAAAAAGAAGAAAGGAGGCGGGCGUAAGACAAAGAUACACCAACCUACAUCCAAUGGUUCCUUUGAACUGGGGAUGAAGAAGAGACAAAGGGAAGGAAAAGGCAACACCACCUACCUGUGGGAGUUUUUGCUGGAGCUGUUGCAGGACAAGAACACUUGUCCUCGGUACAUUAAGUGGAUGCAGCGGGAAAAGGGCAUCUUCAAACUGGUAGACUCCAAGGCUGUCUCCAAACUUUGGGGAAAACACAAGAAUAAGCCCGAUAUGAAUUAUGAAACAAUGGGGCGAGCCCUGAGAUAUUAUUACCAACGUGGCAUCCUUGCAAAGGUGGAGGGUCAGAGGUUGGCUUACCAAUUCAAAGAUAUGCCAAAGAAUAUUCGGGUCAUUGAGGAUAAUGACGAAGGUGAAGACAGCGAGCAUAUGUUGUCCAGCCAGCAUGGUUCUGAAAUCCUGGGCAUCAACCCGACUGCUGCCUACCAACCUCAGCAGACCUAUGUCACAAUCAUCCCCAACAGCAGCACCGCCAGGCCCAUUCGUGCCAUGCCUGUGGUCAUGACCAACUCUCUUGGUCAAGUGACAUUAAACUCUUCCCCCAUCCUAACCACCACCCCAGGAGCGCCAGUUACGGUAGCUAGCGCGCCACAGAAAUUGGUCAUUCAGACCCUGCCCACCGUGCUCCCGUCUGGUUCCAAAGCAGGUGAGAAAAUAACAAUCAUCACAAUCCCGGCGAACCAGCUCGCCACGCUCAUGCAGGCAAAUCCGUCGGGCCAGGUGACCCAGCUGGUACAGGCCAAACCUGUCGCAACGCAAUUAGCUCAGACUGUCACAAAGCCCUCAACAACUUCUACAGUCCAUCUAGCGACUGGCACACCAGUGCCACAGCUCAUCCUAGCCAAACCGCAGGUCUCUGUACAUGUCCAAAGUCCCGCCCAGCUGAAGAAGUCGUCCGGCAGUCAGCCGCAAGCAGCACAAUCGGAGGCGCCGUCCCUCUCCAGUCAACCGGUAGCGGCCGACGAAAGCCCGGCUUCAUGA